Messenger RNA from Phymastichus coffea, 3756 nucleotides. RefSeq names its product NPC intracellular cholesterol transporter 1 homolog 1b-like. NCBI's taxonomy places the organism in Eukaryota, Metazoa, Arthropoda, Insecta, Hymenoptera, Eulophidae. Bases 1 to 3756 code for a protein of 1251 amino acids. Gene Ontology annotation, cellular component: membrane. Gene Ontology annotation, molecular function: lipid carrier activity. The record is from RefSeq and is a predicted model, not a curated record. The transcript is spliced from 23 exons.
AUGAAGUGUAUAUUAGCAUUAAUUCUGUUGCUUUUAACAAGUUUUCUGAAAGUAGACUGCAAAAAUGACAAAUAUCAUUGUACGUGGUAUAAAGAGUGUAAAGUAAGCGAUAACUCUAAUAGUUUACGAAACUGUCUAUCUGGACAGCCAGCACAACCAAUCAACAAUGUCACAGCUGAAUAUAUUUUUAAACAGCGAUGUCCACAUUUUUUCAAUAAUACAGACGAAAUACUAACUUGCUGUGAUGCUGCACAAAUUAUUACAAUGGAUAUAAAUAUGGGACGAGCAGAAGCGAUAUUUGGUAGGUGUGCUUCCUGCAUGAAAAAUCUAUUCCGUUCCAUAUGCGAUUUUACGUGUCAGCCGGAUCAAAGCCGAUUUAUGAACGCUAUGGAAAUUCUUAAAAAUGACAAAGGCGAGACUUAUAUCGAAUCCGUAGAGAUCUUGUUGUCCGAAGAAUAUGCAAACCAAACUUUUGAUUCGUGUAAGAACGUCCAAAAUCCAACAAGCAAUCAAUUAGCACUUGAUUUGGCUUGUGGUGGUGCUAAAAGCUGUACUCCAAGACGUUGGUUCGAAUUUAUGGGAUCACCCAGCAAAUCUGCUGGUAUGGUACCUUUCGUAGUGAAGUAUGCAUUUAGCCAAAACGAAUUGAAAACCAAAAAUUUAAGUGAUCCAUUGAAUCCUCCAACGAAAAAAUGCAGCGAUCCAUAUGACAACUCUUCACUCUCUUGUAGUUGUGCAGAUUGUACUUCGACUUGCAAAGACAAUUACGUGCCGAUGGAUGCCAGUGAAUUUGAAAUUUUUGGUUGGAACGCUUAUGGGGUGAUAGCAGGUGUCACCGUUCUCGGCCUCAGUACUCUCUUCACAGUAGGAUUUCUAAUGUUCAGCCGAAAGUCUACUGCGACUGCCGACCGCCUAGAAUUCCCGACAUUGGACAGCGGCACGUUGCUUGAAAAAUUGGAUCAGCCUACGACUUACGGCGAUAGAUUUCGACAAAUUUUAGAAUUGACAUUCGAAUCGAUUGGCUAUUUUUUCGCUAAACAUCCCGUCAGCUCGAUAGCCAUAAUCGUAAACAUUGUUUUCAUAUGCGCCUUCGGAGUGUCAUAUCUAACCAUUACUUCGAAUCCUAUCGAAAUCUGGGCUGCGCCGAGUAGUCGUUGUCGAGUGGAAAAAGAUUACUUCGAUCAACACUUCCAACCAUUUUAUCGCACAGAACAGAUCUUUAUCAAAUCUGUAGGUUUGGAAUCGGUAUAUAAUUACGACAUUGACGAUGACGAGUUAAAUUUCGGACCCGUUUUCCAAAAAAAAUUUCUACGUGCUGUUCAUGCUUUACAAGAAAAAAUACUAGAGAUCGGUCAAGACGAGAGGGAAGGUUUGGAAAAGAUCUGCUAUGCGCCAGUGAAAAAUGACUUUUCUGGCCCAAUGACAUUAUCGUACUGCACAGUGCAAAGUGUGUGGGGAUAUUUACAGAAUGACAUUGAGGUGUUAGAGGCGAAUUAUUUGCAAGAACUAUACGAAUGCAUAUCGAAUCCCUAUCAAAUUAAUUGCCUCGCGCCAUAUAAGGGACCGAUAAUACCUGCAAUCGCAUUGGGCGGAUUUCUCGAAGACGACAAAGAAAGUUACGGAGCGGAUGAUUACGUUACGUCGAAUGCACUGGCGCUGACGUUUCUAGUGAACAAUCCGAAAGACAAAGACAAAUUAGAUCUGUCGAUGAAAUGGGAACAACGAUUCAUAGAUUUCAUGAAAAAGUGGGACAAAGAGGAGCGUCCUGAAUUUAUGGAAGUUGCCUUUUCAACCGAGAGAUCUGUCGAGGAUGAGCUUGAAAAGACGUCGAAAGCUGAAGGCGUGACAACGGCAAUCAGCUACACAGUGAUGUUUGUUUACAUUGCGUUGGCGUUAGGACAAUUUCGAUUGUCGCUUGACUGCUUCAUCACCAGUAGGAUCGUGUUGAGCAUCGGUGGAAUAUUCACAGUUAUGUCAUCGGUAGUUUCUGCUAUUGGAAUAUUCGGAUACAUGGGUGUGCCCACGUCACUUCUUACAAUCGAAGUCAUUCCGUUCCUCGUGCUAGCCGUAGGAGUAGACAAUAUAUUCAUUCUGGUCAGAGCGCACGAAAAGUACCCAAGGAAAAGCACGGAGUCGAUAGCAGGGCACAUAGCUCGCACCGUCGCCAUGGUCGGGCCGUCGAUGCUGCUGACGAGCGCGUCGGAAUGCUUGUGCUUCGCGAUCGGCUCGAUGUCUAACAUGCCGGCCGUAAAUACGUUUGCGAAAUUCGCUGCUCUCUCGAUAUUAUUCAACUUCCUCCUGCAGAUAACCGCUUUCGUUAGCAUAAUGUCCUUAGACAGCAUGCGCCAGGAAGCAAACCGCCUGGAUUGCUGCUGCUGUAUAUCUUUGAAUAGGCACUCGACGAGAGCGCACGAUCGAGGUCUAGUCAAUAGGUUUUUCGAAAGAAUAUACACCCCAUUUAUCAUGAACAAAGUGGUGCGUGUUGUGGUCUUUCUUAUCUUCAUCGUCGCAUUGGCGUCGAGUGCUGUUCUCGUUCCCGCCACUGAAAUCGGCCUUGACCAACAACUCUCAAUGCCAGAUGAUUCUUACGUUUAUAAAUAUUUCGAGUUCAUGCAAGAGGUUUUGUCGAUGGGACCACCGGUAUAUUUCGUCGUUAAGCAAGGAUUGAAUUACAGCGACGUUAGAGUGCAAAAUGCAGUAAGUGGAGCUUCUGGUUCUAACGACGAUUCCAUUUACAUGCAAUUAUUUUCAGCUGCGAAUCGAUCGAAAGAAACAUACAUAGCGCAAGCUGCGUCUUCGUGGAUUGACGAUUAUUACGACUGGACUACUAUCAAGGGCUGUUGCAAAUAUUUCAAGAUUAACGAUUCCUUUUGCCCGCACGACUAUUCAAGCGACCUGUGUAACGAUUGUGAUAUUGCGCGUCAUCAAUACUAUAAUUUAAGACCUAAUACAACCAGUUUCCGUAAAUACAUUCCUCAUUUUUUGACUGACGUGCCUGAUCAAUUUUGUGCCAAAGGCGGUAGAGCAGCUUAUCAUGACGGUGUAAAUUAUUAUUAUGAUAAUUAUGGACUCACAAAUGUUGGUGACACAUAUUUUAUGUCUUAUCACACGCCAUUAAAAAAAGCAUCUGAUUGGUACGAAGCAUUACGCAGUGCAAGAUCAAUCGCAGAGAGUAUCACGAAUAUGAUUAAUAAUGCUAAUUUAACCAGUACUAAAAUCACGGUAUUCCCAUACAGUGUAUUUUAUGUAUUCUAUGAACAAUAUCUUGAUAUAAAGUUCAUGACAUCCAUUUCAUUAUCUCUAUCCUUAAUAUCUAUAUUUAUUGCAACAUUCAUCUUUAUUGGAUUUUCACUGUUUUCUGCAAUUAUUGUAUUGCUAACAGUUGGAAUGAUUGUUAUAAACUUGGCAGGGUCAAUGUACUGGUUAAAUAUUUCUUUAAAUGGAGUUUCUCUAGUCAAUCUAGUCAUGGCUGUCGGAAUUUCCGUCGAAUUUUGCAGUCACAUGGUUCAUGCUUACAUAAUAUCAAAUAAAAAGACCAGAGAAGAAAAAACAACAGAAGCUUUAUCUCGUGUAGGAAGUUCUGUAUUCUCUGGCAUAACACUCACUAAAUUUGUUGGAAUUGCAGUACUUGGUUUUGCUAAAACUAAAAUAUUCACUGUCUUUUACUUUCGAAUGUACUUAGGUAUAGUUAUAUUUGGAGCAGCUCAUGGACUUAUAUUUUUACCUGUUUUGUUGAGUUACAUAGGUCCCUUGUGA